Messenger RNA from Caenorhabditis remanei, 1011 nucleotides. RefSeq lists its product as uncharacterized. The record is from RefSeq and is a predicted model, not a curated record. NCBI's taxonomy places the organism in Eukaryota, Metazoa, Nematoda, Chromadorea, Rhabditida, Rhabditidae. The transcript has 4 exons. The coding region runs from base 1 to 1011 and encodes 336 amino acids.
AUGGACAAACCACUAUCCUAUGAUUCUCUAAAGUCGGUGCUGAAGCAUAUGAGUCUGAAAAAGAGAGAAGCCAUCAACAGACAGAUCCCGGCACUUCGCACCAUCAGCUCCAGCGUUCCAUAUGUUUUGGAAAAUGUAGUCAUAUCAAAUGCAACAUUUGAAAUCGAUGGAAGACGUUGGUUCACUAAAUCAGCCUGGUUACAAAAGUCUGACCUUCCAAUAAUAUUAGUUCCAACUCGAGAUGUUGUGACUCUUGAAGAGACUGAAUUGACCAUUCUACAGGGGAAUUUUUCUCAAGCGCAGUUUCGUGUGUAUAAAUCCGAUGAAGAGGUAUUGGAACAACUCUUCGAUGAGUACAUAAGGAAUGGGACAGUUGUUAGAGGAUCACUUUGUAUUGAUGGAAUUCCUCAAUUUUUGAAAAGAAGAAGAGAGAAUGAAGGGGAUUUCAAAAUAAAAGUAACGAAUUUGGAGUUGGAUAUUUAUGGAACAAAGGAUUAUGAUUAUUUUAUUAGGUUUAUUGAUUUGGAUGUGUUGGAAAAUGUCAAGUUUCUUGCUGUGGAGAAUUCGCUGGAACUUCUUGAUAAGCCAGAGAUCCAAACUUGCAAAAAUCUCACCGCUAUUGUAAAAUUCGGUCCGGACUUCCCAUCAGUCGACCAACUCCGUCGUCUCCGAAAUCAACACUUAUAUUUGAAAUAUUAUGGCUUCUCACUUCAUGAACUACAACUGUUGGUAGAGGAUUGGAUUACCACUGGUCGGGAAGUCGGGACACGCUUCACUUGGGAGAACCAUCAAUUCGAAUUAGAGGACGUUCUUGGCAUUCUUCAGCAUUUGAAGGCACAUUUUGGUGCGGUUGAAGCGGGGUCAAAUGGUAAUAGCACAACUCUCAAAAUGAGAGAGGAUCGUGAGCUGGCCAUGUUUUGUGACAAGAUCCAGUCAGGGAGGGACAUCAAUUAUCUUUUUGAAAUGCAGGUUGUAGCGAUCACCCCUGCAACUGGCAUUGGGCCAACCUGA